Molecule: messenger RNA, 555 nt
Organism: Vollenhovia emeryi
Lineage: Eukaryota; Metazoa; Arthropoda; Insecta; Hymenoptera; Formicidae
Product: formin-like protein 5
Exons: 2
Coding region: 1-555 (184 amino acids)
Source: RefSeq, a predicted model, not a curated record
AUGGGGAUCCUGCCACGAGUCCGGCGACGAACCCGCGACGUCCCACCACCAGGACGUCCACCAGGAAGCCCAGAGCGCGUACCGCCUCUGCCACCGUCGCAUCCCGGACCACCAUCGGAUCCACGACUGCGCCAGAGGCCUAUACCUCCACCGAUACGUGGACACAGUUACGUCCCGUGGAGACUCCAGCCGAUUGUAAAUUUAGGAGCCCGGUUCCGAGAGCAGGGAACCCAAGUCCACUGCAGUGUUGCCACCGUCGACGCUGCCACUCAGACGACCCCGCAGGAUUCAGCCGAAUUUCGGGUCGUGCCUGGGGACGUGGCGCAACCAUCCUCACCGAGAGGAACGCAGAGCACGGCAGGCCUAGACAGCCCCCCUCCGCGUACACCCGUCGGUCGGCCGCGGACGCCCGGCCGCAGGAAGAAGUCCUCCAAGAGGUUACGCCGGCAACUGGAUAGCCUCUUCGGACCCUCUCCGACAAAGCCGACGAAGAAGGAGGAAAAGGAGAACGUGCCGCCGCCAGAAGGUCCGACACCGGGCGGAUCACAGACUUGA